This is a messenger RNA of Selaginella moellendorffii, 1316 nucleotides long. RefSeq lists its product as uncharacterized. The record is from RefSeq and is a predicted model, not a curated record. The coding region runs from base 222 to 1238 and encodes 338 amino acids. NCBI's taxonomy places the organism in Eukaryota, Viridiplantae, Streptophyta, Lycopodiopsida, Selaginellales, Selaginellaceae. The transcript has a single exon.
UUCUUUCUUUAAGGAGCUUGAAAGGCUGUUGCUGGGAGUACGUUUCAGGAACGACUCUUUCCAAGUGAGGGAUAAUAUCGUUCUUACUACUCGUCCAAGUAAGCGCCCACAGAAGAAGACUCGCUCCUUCUCCACCGCAGGAUGGGGCUUGGUGGACGGCGCACGAUUAGCGCGCUUAUCCACCGUCAAAUUGGCAACUAACGGUGGAUACGGCACUACUUAUGCAGUGCGUUCAUAUCUUUCCUUUUGAUUUGGCCAUGGGAAGUAGAGCGCUGGAUCAUGAUCAAGUGUUGGGCGCAGUGGUAGCGGCUUUGGGGCGAUCAUCCAGCAGAGUAGUCGACUGUAAUACUGAUUCCUCUCAAGAGUUUAAUCCUCCUCCUGCUUCUCCAGCGCCCAAGAACGAUCAUGGAUCCAGGAGCUCGCUGCAGCACCAUAAUCUCUUCUCGUGCUUCACAGGUAGGAAGAUCAAGCCCUCUUCUACGAGUGGAUCGUCGUGGUCGUGGCCGCGGAGCCCAUCCAUCAUGUCGCGGCUGCUGCUCAGCCCCAGCAUGAGCCCGGACAAUCGAAUGGGGGACCAGUCGCCGGCAAGGGGCAACCACCAUUCCCACAAGAUCCGAUCGUUCACUUUCUCGGCUGCGAAGGCGAGGAAGAACAGGAGAUUCGAUGAUCCGGAGGAGGAAUCGUCGUCCAACCGGGGCGAACCAACCUCGCCCAAAGUUACUUGCAUGGGGACCGUGAAGGCGCCCAAAUCGUGCAAAGCCAAGACCGCGAGGCCUCCUCCGCGGUGUCCUGGAUCGAAGAAUCUCACGCAUCACCACCAGCAAGUCCAGGAUUCCUUGCUUGAUCUCAGCAGACUUAGCUCCAAGUCCGGCGAGCUAAGGAGAUCAAAGGCGACUGGGUUGGGUCACGAUCAGCGACCAAGUUCCCACGGGCACACGCGAUCAUCGUCAUCGCUAUCAAACAGGAAGAUAAGCUCCAUGGAUUGCCAGGUCCCUUCUCUACAGUCGCAGCAAAUGGUUCCUCAAUCGACUGCGUCAAUGCCAGCGCAAUUCACCACUGCCUCUUCUUUGCAACCAAUCGAUCUCGUGAAAAGGCCCUCCAUCUCCCCAGCGGCGCCGCUCAAGAGGCCCGAGGAGGUGUGCAUUUGGCGGAGACGAUGCGUCCCGGAGCCCUUGCGUCUCGACAUUAUGGGAUCUGUGGCCGGUCAACUCAAGGCCCGGUCGGUGUCAUGUAGCUAGCCAAAGUCGUGUACAAAAUUUUAUAGUGUGCGCCACUUUUCUUAUUGUCUGAUAGCAAAUCGCCAUCAUACAUCUAAA